This is a messenger RNA of Ochlerotatus camptorhynchus, 1383 nucleotides long. It is a transcript of the gene Ist1, whose product is annotated as IST1-like protein. The coding region runs from base 48 to 1226 and encodes 392 amino acids. Lineage: Eukaryota; Metazoa; Arthropoda; Insecta; Diptera; Culicidae. Gene Ontology annotation, biological process: protein transport. The record is from RefSeq and is a predicted model, not a curated record. The transcript is spliced from 3 exons.
UAUAUUUUUGCGUCGAAUUAGAAAGGAACAGAAAAAACUUCGCUAAAAUGUUUUCCAGUGGCCCAAAUUAUACAAAGUUGAAGACAAACCUUCGGCUGGCAGUUAACCGUUUAAAAUUGCUUGAGAAGAAAAAGACGGAACUUGCUCAGAAAGCGCGGAAGGAAAUUGCUGACUAUCUAGUGGCAGGGAAACCAGAGCGGGCUAAAAUCCGUGUCGAACACAUCAUCCGCGAGGACUAUCUGGUAGAAGCUAUGGAAAUAGUAGAGAUGUACUGUGAUUUGAUCUUGGCCCGAUUUGGACUGGUUACCCAAAUGAAAGAAAUAGAUGAGGGAAUCGAGGAAGCUGUGAGCAGUAUAGUCUGGGUUGCUCCACGAUUACAGGCAGAUGUCCUGGAGCUGAAGAUAUGUGCUGACAUAUUCACGGUCAAAUAUGGUAAACCGUUUGCGGAAUCAGCUCGGGCAGCAAUCCCUCCACAUAAGGUGUCGGAUAAGUUGAUGCAUAAAUUGGCUAUUCAAGCGCCACCAAAGCUCUUGGUUGAGAAGUACCUAAUUGAAAUUGCUAAGAUUUUUAACGUUGAAUACGAACCGGAUCCGCUCGUGAUGAAGGACGAUAAGCCCAAUCUUGGAGAUAGUAUACUGAUCGAUUUAUCAGACAGGAACAAUCUGGAUGGAGGUGGCUCUGGUGGUGGUUCGUCUGCUGGUGGCGGCGGUGGUGGGGCACCAGCACCAAUGGGAUUCAUUGGAUAUCCUCAGCCGCCACCAUUGCCACAUUUACCGACUGUUCCACUAACGGUUCCUUUCCAUUAUCCACAGGGACCCAGUGGCCAAUACUUCGGAUCAGCCUCAGCACCGCCGUUCAACUAUAAUAUUCCACCGAACCCAUCCGGUGCUCCGGCUGACGAAGAAAAAGAUUUGAACAUUAAUUCAAACUUUCUUCAUAAAGAGAAGAAAACUUUUGGUCAUUCCGGUCCUCCGCCAUCAUACGCUUCGCUAAGUCCAGAUGACAAUAUGCAGAAUUCAACAAAACCAAAACCACAGCCCCGAUCGAAGAUUUCGCCAGAAAUGAAUUUCCCAGUGCUGCCGAAUGUGCCAGCCGAUCUACCAGAUGUGCCGAACGAUAACAGUCCAUCUGCCAGAGGUGGUAGUGGUGGUGGUCCAGAUGAUAACGACGAAAUUGAUUUUGACGAGCUAUCGAGACGCUUUGAAGAGCUGAAGAAAAGGAAGUAAGAAUUCCUGUCUUUAAAAACGGUUACUAGCAGGAGUAAGAUCCGGAGAUUUACAUUAACCUUUUUUGUGCGUCAUUAUACAUAAGUGAUUAUAUCUAUCACGUCACGCUAUAUAUCUGUUAAUCUGUUAAGCAUACAAUUGAAUAUAUUUUAAUUUG